This is a messenger RNA of Yamadazyma tenuis ATCC 10573, 1785 nucleotides long. It is a transcript of the gene GPR1, whose product is annotated as G protein-coupled receptor gpr1. Lineage: Eukaryota; Fungi; Ascomycota; Pichiomycetes; Serinales; Debaryomycetaceae. Gene Ontology annotation, biological process: transmembrane transport. Gene Ontology annotation, molecular function: transmembrane transporter activity. Gene Ontology annotation, cellular component: plasma membrane. The record is from RefSeq and is a predicted model, not a curated record.
AUGCCAGAGUUAGAAAAGACAAAUUCCAAGGAUGGUAAGUUCUACGAGAGUAAUGCCGGUGAUGGUACCCUCGUAUCUGACCAAUACUUGACUGGUUUCAAGUUAUCAUUAACAUUGCUAAGCGUUGUGCUCGCAUUGUUCGCAUCAGCUUUAGACCAGACAAUUGUGUCUACAAUUUUAUCUACUGUGGGAGAUGAGUUCGGAGACUUCAACAAAGUGGGUUGGCUUACCUCUGGAUACAUGCUUCCUAUGGCCUGCCUUGCACUAAGUUGGGGGAAAAUAUCCAUCGCCUUUGGUAGAAAGAAAACGAUGCUUUUUGGCUUGUUCUUUUUUUUCAUCGGUUCCUUGAUAGCAGCCUUGUCCAAAAGUAUGGAUAUGUUGAUCGGAGCACGUGUCAUUCAAGGGCUUGGUGGAAGCGCUAUUCAAGCCAUGACUAUGGUGAUUUUGAGCGAGGUGGUCCCAGCAUCUAAAAGAUCGCUUUCAAUGACUUUGAUCGGCAUCACCUUUUCUGUGGCAUCGGCUUUAGGGCCAUUCAUUGGCGGGUCCUUCACAACACAUGUUACCUGGAGAUGGUGUUUUUGGAUAAACUUACCCAUCUCCGGCAUUGGGUUUGUGUUUUUAAUGAUUUCGUUCAAGCCUCCAAAACCUGAAGGUGACUUGAAAACAAAAUUAGCUAAAAUAGAUUUCCUUGGAAACUUUCUCAUGGCAAGUGGAUUGGUCUUGGUGUUACUUGGGUUGACUUUUGGAGGUAAUGACUUUGCUUGGAAAUCAGCUGCCGUCAUACUGUGUUUUAUUUUGGGAGGUUUGUUGGUGAUUGCCUUCUGCGUCUAUAACUUCAAAUACUCCAAGAUCCCUAUUAUUAUGAAGGAAGCUGCCACAAGCCCAUAUGUGAUGACGGCGUGUUUCUGUGGAUGUUUUGCUUUUAUUCAGUUCAUGAUAAGUAUUGUUUACUUUUCCAUCUAUUUCCAGGUAGUCCAAGGAGCUAAUGCAUGGCAAUCGGGUAUUGAUAUGCUACCAAUGAUUAUUACGGUUCCAAUCGUUUCAAUAUCUAACGGAAUCUUUCUUCGGAUCACCAGACAAAUAAAGUUGGUACUCGUCUUUUGUGGAGUUUGUUUCGUAAUUGGUAGUGGUGUGCUGUUGUUGCUCCGCAGAGGAACCACAUUUGGGCAACAUUUUGGAAUAUUGGUGAUAAACGGCAUAGCAUCAGGAUUAUCAUUCCAGUCAAGUCUAUUGUCCACUCAGUUGGCAGCCCCUAACACUAUUCCCGGGUCAAUGAUCAUUGUCACUGCUUUGAACAACUUUUUCAAAUCACUUGGAGGUGUAAUAGGAGUAGUUGUUGGACAAUUAAUAUUGCAGACAUCUGCUACAAGUAAGAUGAAAGACAUCCUCAACAACUUACAAAGGCAUUCGGCUGACUACACCAUUUUAAGUAACGUGGGUGUUGAUGCUAUUGUUGCCAACCCACUGAUCGUUGAUCAGUUUCCCACAAGCCUUAAGAACAGCCUUAUUGAUGCAUAUGUGGAUUCACUUCACAAUAUAUUUUAUCUUUCACUUGCCCUGUCUUGUAUUUUACUUAUCACUUCUGUUUUCACUAGCAAUAAGAAAUUACCAAAAGAUGGGGAUAUUCACACCAAAAAUGAACCUGGUGAUGCUAAAAGCACCCCAAAUAAUGACACAAAUGAACUUGAAAAUGGCCAACCCAAGAAUAAUCAAAAGAGUGACCACGAUUCCGAAAACGAAGAAAAAUCGACACCAAUAGACAACUCAGAGAGUAACCAAAGCUAA